Messenger RNA from Corvus hawaiiensis (hawaiian crow), 7540 nucleotides. Its product is annotated as probable acyl-CoA dehydrogenase 6. The transcript is spliced from 9 exons. Bases 20 to 1165 code for a protein of 381 amino acids. Gene Ontology annotation, biological process: fatty acid beta-oxidation using acyl-CoA dehydrogenase. The record is from RefSeq and is a predicted model, not a curated record. Gene Ontology annotation, molecular function: acyl-CoA dehydrogenase activity; flavin adenine dinucleotide binding. NCBI's taxonomy places the organism in Eukaryota, Metazoa, Chordata, Aves, Passeriformes, Corvidae.
AGCAGGACCAGCGGCGACCAUGGCGCUGCGGGGCGGCGGGCGCUGGGCGCGCCUGGGCUCGGCGCUGCGCGGCCGCAGCUCAGGGCCGCGGGACGCCGGGGGCACUCCGCAGCACCGCGACCUGCGGGAGGCCCUCAGGAAGAUCAUUGACAAGGAGAUUAAUCCAUUUGUGGACAAGUGGGAAGAAGAAGGACAGUUCCCAGCACAUAAAGUGUUUAAAAUCCUGGGACAGGCUGGAUUCCUUGGUGUGGAUAAGCCAACAGAAUAUGGUGGCAUGGGCUUGGACUUCUCCUAUAAUAUUGCAGUGGCAGAAGAGCUGGGAAAUAUCCGCUGUGGAGGUAUUACUAUGGCUAUUGGAGUGCAAGCUGGCAUGGCUACUCCUGCUCUUACAAGGUUUGGUUCCCAUGAGUUGAAAAAACAGUUCCUCAUACCAACUAUAGCUGGUGAUUUUGUGGCUUGCUUGGGAAUCAGUGAAGCUGGAGCUGGGUCAGAUGUUGCAAAUAUCAAGACAACGGCUGUGAGAAAGGGCGAUGAAUAUGUCAUAAAUGGAGGGAAGAUGUGGAUUACAUCCGGGACCCAGGCAGACUGGAUGUGCCUCCUGGCAAACACCAGUGAAGGACCUCCCCAUCGAAAUAAAUCUCUCAUAUGUCUGCCAAUGAAUCUACCUGGCAUUCAUGUUGCUAGAAAGAUAGACAAACUGGGUAUGAGGUCAUCAGACACAGCUCAGAUAUUUUUUGAAGAUGUAAGGGUCCCCUGCAAAAACCUCAUCGGUGAGGAAGGAAAGGGUUUUACAUACCAGAUGUUGCAAUUCCAAGAAGAACGGCUGUGGGGAGUAGCCACUGCCCUGACACCACUGGAAACUAUAAUACAAGAAACUAUUGACUACACCCGCCAGCGGGAGGUGUUUGGCCAGCCUGUCCUGCACAACCAAACCGUGCACUUCCGCCUGGCCGAGCUGGCAACCGAGGUGGAGCUCCUGCGCUCACUGCUGCACCGUGCCGUGGCUCUCUAUGUAGAAGGCAACGAUGUGACAAAAUUUGCUUCCAUGGCUAAGCUAAAGGCAGGUCGUCUGACCCGUGAAGUGACUGAUAGCUGUCUCCAGUUUUGGGGAGGAAUGGGAUUCACCAGUGAAGUUCUGGUGAGCAGGUUUUACAGAUAUGUGUGAAACUGGAGUUCCUCACUUGGCUUCUGCAGUAGUCUUUUCUGACAGCAGUCUCCACCCACUUAGUCACACUAGAUACCAUGUGAGAUAUAUGAGAGAUGUAAUUGUUUCCAGCAAGUUGUUAGAUCAUUUAAAUGGUACAGAGGCCUUUUUGAAAAUUAAUUGAAGUAUCUUCAAGUUUUAGUCUAUAUCUACUUAGAGCAAAGUUCUCCCUAAGCAAACAGCUUUCUUGGUAUCUGGCCCUAGUGUCUUAUAUUCUGUAAAAGGACCAAAAUUGACCUUGCAUUCUCUUGCCAGUAACAGCUUUCUGUUCAGCCCUUACAUAGACAAUACCUAAUCCAAAGUUAGCCAAAUAAGUGGUUCAGUUAGUUGAAGGUUUUGGCAAAUGUGUCUAUAUAAACUGAGAGCAGAACACUUGAGAAAAUCUGCAAAAAGCUUGUUUCUUCUUAGGUAGGUUACUUUUUCUGUUUUUAAUAGCAUUUUAUGAACAAGAAUGCUGUUGUGGUAAGUCAGAGAGAUCCUCAGUGUUUUCUGACAAGUGGAUUUCUAAAUUUUCUUACAAAGGUACAGACUGCUUUAUGAUGGUGGUUUUAAGCCAGCUGUCAAUAUGAUGGUUUUUCUUAGUUACUUUUUUCACAGCCUUAUUUUAACAACUAAUGGUCACGGAUGAUGGAGACAUUAAGAGCACAGUAGGCAAUCUGAAUAAAAUGAAUCCCUGUCUUGAAGCACUUACUGUAAAUGUCGUAGUCUGUACAGAUUAAUGUGUACCUGCUUUUACAUAGCUUUAAGAUUUCCUAGCCCAGUAUAGUGAUGUUAACUGUGAGCAGGGCUUUUCUGUGUGGAUUCCAGAGCGGUUUCCAAGUAUACCAGCACAGUGACAUUUUUCCUGAGAAGACAUCCAGAGUGUUUCCUCUUGGCGUACAAAGUCAGCUGGCUAAAGAAAUGUAUCUUUCCAUCUCUAAAACAAACAUCGUUCUAAAUGAGGCUAAAGGCAGUGUGAUAUUUAUACUCUGAAUUUUCUAUGAAUCAGUAAAAUUCCAUCAUUGAGUAACCAAAGGUCCAGGAAGGGACAAGGAGAGUUUUACCUAAUAAAACACCUACACGUUCAAGUCAGAAUCUUGUUAAUCUGUAACAAGCAAAGCAGCAACUUCCCUAAAGCCGUUCUUUUUAGUACAGCAGUCUGAGUAACCAUUCACGUCACUGUGAUGUUUGUCCAGUAGCAGCAGUGUAAUUGCACAGCAGGACAUCUAGUCCUAGUGUACAAACAUUUUUGUAGCAUAAUCUUUACGAAGUUCCCAAAGAAAUGUUGCUUAGUCUUCGACAGAUCAGGCUGUUACUCACUCCUCAAAGAACAUGCGGCACAAUGUAUGCUUAGUGCAUGAAGUCUCUGAAUUUUAGUUAUUAGUGUCAGAAGUAAACAGAAACAGCACAAAACUGUUUGCCAAGUUACUUUAUUCAUAUCUGUCAUUGAAUCAUUAACAUUUUAAACUUUGUAGAACAACUGGCAUUUCUUAAGUGCCUAAUCUCUAGAAGGCAUGAAGAGAGCUGCUUCACCAUGUAGGUGCCUAGACUGGGUUGAUUUUAUAUAUGUAAAUGUCUCAUUUUCAGUUGUACAGAUUCUAAUAAGGAAAAUAGGUUUUAAAAAAAAAGUUUAGAGCCCAAAUAUCAAAAGGUUUCAUAGAAAAAUACAAGCCAAUAUAAAACCCAUAAAGAAUGGACUUUCCAGUCUGUACCCUAAAAGCAGCAUUCUGGAGAAGGAGAGCACUAACCUGGAGUCAUGCUUGUUUAUUUUUCUCUGUCUGAAAGGUUUUAAAGACAUCAUGAGUUGGCAAAAAUGAAUUACUGAACAAACCCAUAAGCUAUAUGAAAAACCCUGUUUAUAAGAGAUCAGGGGAAAGAAACCUUUUAGUAUCAAGUUUACUGCAAUUUUUCAGAUUUCAUGAGUUUUAAAAAAUUUCAGGUAGUGGUCCAUAUAUUUUAAUAGUAAUUAUGUACACUUCAAUUGUUAUAGGAAGAACUUACGUGGUCUUCUUAAAAGAGUUUGGGUUUUUUAAUUGAUUGUUACUAACUGCUAAACACCACAUCUAACUGCUUCCAGUUCUUACAAAUUUUACUCUUGUGGGCUGUGAUGGGGAGAAUGCUAUCACUUCUUUACUCACUGCAUUGUGAAAGACUCCAGAAAGCAGUAGUGAAUAAUACUGACUACUCAUGUGAAAUAGAAGUGUAAGUAGCAUUGCAAAUGCACAGCUGCAGACGAGACACAUUUUCAUUUUUCUCCUCAACCGUUGUGUAGUUAUUGCAAUAUGAAGGUCUAUCUGUAAUUUAAGAUAGUUAAAGAGCAAACUUCUGUAUAGUUUUAAGUGGAUUAUUUUUACAAGUAAUGUAUUCCCAUCUAGAUUUUUUUCCUUCAUGUAUUUUAAAAGUCAGUUCAAAUACUUUAUUCCGUUUCAUUCUUUAUUUCAUUGUUUAUAGUCUUUCAUUCUUUACAAAGCAUGUCUAAACUUGAGUGAGUCUAGACAAUUGGGGGAUUUUAAUCAGUUUUUUCUAUUAUAGAAAUUUAUGGUUGUACCAAACAAAAUGAAACCUAUCCAUUUCUGCUGACAAAAAACAAUUUGUUUUGAGGUCUGUAGCUAACUGCUGAGACAACACUUAAUAUUAAUUCCUGUCAUCUGUGAAACGAAAUCUGCAGUUUCCUCAUUUUUCUGCAGAGGCUUUGAGACAGAUGCCUGUCUACCAGUUUGUUUGACUUUUAUGAGUAUCUUGAGAAGGAGUUUAGGAGAUGAAGCACAUGACAUCUACCUUUAAGACAGCAAAUCAAAGCAGGUAACUGUAUAGUGGCGAUUUUAAUGUAGAGCUAUGCCCCAGAGCAGCAGAGGUGAUGUCCACGGCCUCAGCUCGACCUUCAGAAUGUCCCUGAGGAGAAAGGGACAGGGUCAUGGGAACUGGCAGGCACAGCUGUGGGCUGUGCCAGCCUGGUCAGAGGCCUGCUGCACUGAGUGGCACCAGCUCGAACUCCUCUCCUAGAACAAAGCCUCCUUCAGAUUCUGCUUAAUUUGGGCAGCCUAUAGGCAAUCUAGCUGAGUCUGAAGAUGGAAGAAGUCACAAAAUAUUAGGCUUGAGUGUUCAUCAGUACAUUUUUUGGAGAAAAUUCCUGCCAGGAAUGAAACCUUAAAAUAGUUAAAAUCUAAAAAUCAUUAGUCAAGGAAAAAAGGGCAAAGGUUUUGUAAUCAAGUGCAAUUUUUGCUGAAAAGAAGCAGUUCUGGCUUGGGAAGCAGUGCUACUCUGAGCCACACAAACUUUGGUAAGAAUUUACCAAUGGCCUUCUAACCAGGGAAGCAGAGAGCAGCAUCUCUGAGGGACCACUGCCAUGAAGCCAGGCUGUUAGGGGAAACCAGGGCUUAAGUCACCAAAACUCACUUUCUUCCCCAUGUCUGACCAGCACUGAUCACUGCCAGAAAAGGGAAAGAAAAUUACUUAUUUUUGCAGGAGUUUGAAGUUUGGUGAUGACACCUGCAUCAAAGAUCGUGUAGCAGGCUCCACUCAGGGUGUUUGGGAACAGAAAGAGCUUGUUCAGUUCAAUGCCAUAUGGUUUUCCAGAGGAAAAUGUACUGUAGAGCAGCUCCCAGAGCAGGCCCAGCUUCUCAGCUGCACGUAAUAAAUGGUACUGGAAGGCACAACUGCAAACACAAUCACAUUUUACCAGCUUGAAGCUACAGACAGAUUUAGUGUGCCAUGAGCUGCAACCUCAACACCUACAUAGCACACUACAAGAUCUGAAAGUUUCCUUGUGCUGUGAACAGGUACCUGUCCCUGCUUUAUGGCUAGGGAAAUUGCACACAUGGGAGAGCUCAGCCAGCAAUAAGGACCAGCCCUGAUUUUCAGGAAAACUAGCACCAAAAGUUUUAGGGGCAGGGUAAGAGACAUGGCUUAGCUUGUGCAAAACAAGGUCCAAAUGGUGCUCAGGGUGCAGAGGUGUCAACACCAGCCAAGAGAGGAAUGCUAAGAUGCAGACUAUUUUGGAUUACACUACUCAGAAACACAUUCAGGCUGUAAAUUAGAGGUCUCUUAAUCAUUAGAACAACUUUGUUGUCUGAUAGCCUUCAAAUUAGGGUAGUCCAAGAUUAAAGGGAGCUUGUUUUUUCUCCUUCAAGCAGUGCUUGACACAUUUCUGAAAGCUGUAUGACAUGGUUCCUAUGGAGAUGGGAAACAUGAUUUGACAACAUGGACUUUUUUUGUUCCUGUUGCUAUGUAACUAGAAGUUAUUGAUAACCUGGGUUGAGUUUGGUUGGUGGGAAUUGGCCCCUCACCCUCCCUCCUACGUGAAGUUUUUUAACUUGCUAUUGAAGGAAUUUUUGCUUUUAUUCAUCAAAAAGUGGAUUAAUUUUUACCCUUUACACCUUUUGAUUUGGUUGAGUAGUCUUAUAAUUUACAGUCAAUAUUUCAGACACAUGGAAUUUCCCAAAUGUAAGGGAACUCUUUGCAAGGAGGGUUUUAGAAGGACAGAACACAAUAGUUGGAUUUCUCUCCUUCCUCAGUUUAACUCCCCCUCUCUACAGAAAACAGCAUUCAACAACACUCAACAAGUAGCUAAAGGUUUGGUCCCUCAAAAUGACACCUUUACAAACUGCCUGGUGUGUUGCAGGCUAGUUCCUCAUGGUCUUUGGUCAUGGUGAAACCACCACUGGUUGGUGCUCACCUCAGCAAGGCUGCAGGUAGUUCAGAAUGUGCUGCUCUGUCAUGAGGCAGGAAAAAGGUGAUGCAGAGAUUAAAAGCAAAAUGUUAAUAUGCCAGAUCAAAAGCCUUUACAGCAGUAGCCUAACAAUGUCCCUUACAAAAGCAAUUAAAUUAUAGUAUUUAUAUACAUAGAAACAUUUAUGUGCUGUAUUAAUAAUGCAUUCUGGAUAAUAAAUUAUCAAAUAAAUAAUAAUUUAUCAAUUAUCAUAAUAAAAUGAUAUAAAUUAUCAAACCAUACGCAUACAUUAAAAAACUGAUAUGCAAGUUUACUAUGUCCUCUUCCCCAGCUUCCUUACAGAGUUUCUGGCAGGAUAGUUAAUCCCAUGGUUCUGUUUUCUUAGGAUGAAAGCAAGUUUCUUUCCCAGAAUAGGGCUGGCUAGAUUAAAAUCAUUUGAGUCUUUUGUCAUCUUAAUCCGCUUAAAUUAGGGGAAACCUUCUGUCCUGUGUCCCCAGAGGAGAGAUCAGCAUUAGUCACCUGGCUGUAGAUUCUGUAAGAAAUAUUCCUUAUCUCACCCAUAGAGACAAAAAUAUAAUUGUCAGCAAAUUCAUAAAGAUACACACAAGCACAAAACAUACGAAAGGUGUUCUGGUUUUUUGAGAUGUGUCUUUGUAUGUGACAGCCUGACUUGUCUGUCACACACACCACCAAAGCCAGAUCUCCCCACUGCCUAUUUAAAACUUCAUAUAAACAAGCCCCAUGUGUCCAGGAUUCCUGCUGCAGAGGAUUUCUAUUGACAUCACAGAGGAGUUCUGAGGAUUAGUUACUUGCUGUUGCUACAGUGAAGAUGCCAAAUGCUGAGCAUUGGCAGGGACUUUCUGCAGCUUGAUAAAGCAGACAGCACUGCAGCAGUAAGAAGCAACCUACCACUGUUCCAGGUCUGCUGCCUUCAGCAAGGCCCAUAGGAAGGUGGGGAAUCUUCAGCUACUAAGUAGAGAUAGUUUAGAAGAAUUGUUCUGGUAGUUUUAUUGGUGGUGGCUUUUUCUUCUCCCCAAAGGAGGGAAGAAAUUUGUGAGUAAAAUUGCUCAAGGCUGCAGUAGUUUGCACUCUGGCUAGCACAGGGAACUUAGGCAGUAUGUUUGGGAUGACUUCGUGAUGGUAAUGGCAGGUUUUAAACGAGUGUGAUCAGAAAUAUCAAAUCAAGAGUAAAUAUUCUUGAAGCAGCCAUUCAUUUUUAAAGCACAGAAGCUUUAUAGACUAUAUAAAACUAUACCAGAAUACUAUACAACACUACUAUCUAAUACUAAUAAGGCUUUUACCAGAUCUUACAUAGCCAUUAGGGAAACCAGGAUUGGUUAGAAAACCUGAAUGGAAAUUGUACCCUUUCUGUACAAUUCUCCAGUAAUUCACGUGCUGGUUGACUCUUCUACCACAGUUAAGCAAAUUUAAGUGCCGCAACGCUUUUUGCUGCUGGCCCUGGAAAAGCUCCCUCCCCUCUUACAGGUCAGCUGCAGGCUUAGGCACCUACAGGUUUGGAACAGGACCAGCGGGGGUGUUGUGGGAAGCAUCACAGAGCACCUGCCCAGGAACCAGUGGAUGAGGUGUUCUGCAGGCAUCUGGCAUUUGCAUGCAAUGUGUAAGCAAUUCUGAGCAAGCUGUCCACCAUCAGAACAGCAUGCAAAUGUUUAAAUCUAUCCUUUAUAUUU